AUGGGAGAGACUUGGCUGGGCUCCCACUUUCCUCCUCCCACAGCCCCACCUCUCCGGGUUUGCUUAACUCCCCGCCAGACCAGCUGUGGGGCCACCAUUCCUGUCCCCAUCCCUGUCCCCACCAUGCUCCGGUUGCUGCUGCUCUGCGGGGCCCUGGGCUGCGGGGCAGAGCGGGCGGCCCCGCUCGCCUUCACCAUGCUGCAGCGGACCCGCGUCUCCAAAGGCAGCUCCGUCUUCUGGGGGAACGCCAGCCUGGACGGGCAGCUCAGCCAUCUCCUGGAGGGGCUUAAUGUCACCCAGGUGCUGCCACUGGAGCCCCCGGAUGCCUGGGCCAGGCGGCAGCAGGACGUGAUCACCUACCUGAACUACUUCGGCCAGCUGGUGAUGUUCUUCGUCAAGGAGAGGCCCAUCAACUACACCCAGAGCCUGUGCUGCCACCUGGGCUGCCGCCUCUUCCCCAACGGCACGGCGCACAGCUUCUACGAGGUGACCCUCAACGGGACGGCUUUCCUCAGCUUCCACGUCCCCAGUGCCACCUGGCAGCGGCGCUGGCCCGGCAGGGACGCGGUGGCCGCCUUUGCUGAGAGGGAGCUGAUGAAGUACUCCAUGACCACCCAGGACCUCCAGCAUUUCCUCAACACCACCUGCGUUGGCAUCCUGCGGGCUCAGAGCGCCAGGACGGGGAAACAGAGCAGCCGGUCGCACACCCCGCUGGUGCUGGGGCUGAUCCUGGGGACCUUUGCCUUGCUGGGCAUGGCCGUGGGGAUCUUCUUGUGCACGGGAGGGAGCUGCUAACGGAGCCCACAGCUGUCCCACGUCACCCCACGGGAGGCAGGGGAUGGACCCAUCGUCACCCUGAGGAGGCAGGGACUGAGCCCGUGCCCUGCAAAGGAGACAGCUCCCCAGCACUGCAGGCUUUGCUCCCAAAGGAUGCCGGUGGCUUCCCUGCUCAGUCCCAGCUGGGUUGAACCCCCCCUCCAGCAGCAGCACCCCACAUCGGUCUGACACAGUGCACUGAGACUUUAUGCAGAAAUACACUUGGCAGAUACGGGAAAAAACGGGGAGGAGAGGCCUGGGGCGGGGGGGGGGGAGGGGGGUGGAAAGUGGCAGGAGAAACAACCAAGGAAGAGUUAAAAGCAUGGCAUUGAAACUCUCAUUUAUCCCAGUUCCAGUGGGGAUAACGCAGGGAAGGAAGAAUGUCACACCUUGGUGGCACUGCUUUGAGAUGUCCUGUAAUAAAACCACCCAUCAGCUCUCA
This is a messenger RNA of Tyto alba (common barn owl), 1258 nucleotides long. RefSeq names its product protein C receptor (gene PROCR). NCBI's taxonomy places the organism in Eukaryota, Metazoa, Chordata, Aves, Strigiformes, Tytonidae. Gene Ontology annotation, biological process: negative regulation of coagulation. Gene Ontology annotation, molecular function: signaling receptor activity. The record is from RefSeq and is a predicted model, not a curated record.